CACUCACCUUUGUGUAUAUAUCAGUCUGGUAUCUUCUCAAAGACAAGAGCACACUCUCUUUCUUUCAUGGCCACAGAUCAAGAAAAUCUACUCUCUGAUAAUUACGAGAAAACGGCAACGUUUUGCGGGUGUGGGUAUCUCCGUAGGUUCCAUGUGUUUCGGUGGCGAAGAGUAGGAGGUGGAGACAGUGGCUGGAGCGGUAACUUGCAGGAAGAAAGAAGUGAAAGCUGGUGGAGCAGGAAACUUAAGGUGCUAAAGGAGAUUUCUGAGAAAAUUGCGGGGCCAAAGUGGAAAAACUUUAUAAGAAGUUUUAGCAAGAAGAAGAAGGUGAAGAGGGAUGUUGAUUUCACUUACGAUCUUGAAAACUAUAGUCUUAAUUUUGAUGAGGGAGGUGAUAAUCCCUCACCGGAGAGGUAUGUAGCUCCGGUUGUUAUUAAAGUUUGAUACUUUUUUGGUGUUUAUCUCUCAUUUUGUAACUAUUUUUAUUUAUUGUGUUAUUAUAUGUUAAUACAAACAUAAUUAUAUA
Brassica napus (rape) is the source of this 526-nucleotide messenger RNA. RefSeq lists its product as uncharacterized. Bases 67 to 444 code for a protein of 125 amino acids. Lineage: Eukaryota; Viridiplantae; Streptophyta; Magnoliopsida; Brassicales; Brassicaceae. The transcript has a single exon. The record is from RefSeq and is a predicted model, not a curated record.